This is a messenger RNA of Paramisgurnus dabryanus, 7514 nucleotides long. Lineage: Eukaryota; Metazoa; Chordata; Actinopteri; Cypriniformes; Cobitidae. The record is from RefSeq and is a predicted model, not a curated record.
ACACAGGGCUGAGGUCCCAUCGUCAUCAUCUUCAUCCUCCUCCUCCCCACAGUCGAAGAUGGCGGACCCGGCCGAGUGCACCAUCAAAGUCAUGUGCCGUUUUCGGCCUUUAAACAGUUCGGAGGUGAUGCGAGGGGAUAAAUACAUCCCUAAAUUUCAAGGAGAUGAUAAUGUGGUCGUCGGGGGAAAGCCGUAUGUGUUUGACCGCGUGUUUCAGUCUAAUACUAGUCAGGAGCAGGUUUACAAUGCUUGUGCUCAGAAGAUUGUUAAAGAUGUGCUUGAAGGUUAUAAUGGUACAAUAUUUGCAUAUGGACAAACGUCCUCUGGAAAAACGCACACCAUGGAGGGUAACCUGCAUGAUCCAGAUGGCAUGGGCAUCAUUCCAAGGAUCGUCCAGGAUAUAUUCAACUACAUUUAUUCUAUGGAUGAAAAUCUGGAAUUCCAUAUUAAGGUCUCCUAUUUUGAGAUUUACCUGGACAAGAUCAGGGAUUUGCUGGAUGUGUCUAAGACCAAUCUGUCUGUACACGAAGACAAGAACAGAGUCCCUUAUGUGAAGGGUUGCACUGAACGGUUUGUGUGCAGCCCUGAUGAGGUCAUGGACACCAUAGAUGAAGGCAAAUCUAACAGACAUGUGGCCGUCACAAACAUGAAUGAGCACAGCUCCAGGAGUCACAGUAUCUUCCUAAUAAACGUCAAACAGGAGAACACGCAAACGGAGCAGAAACUCAGUGGCAAACUCUUCCUGGUGGAUUUAGCAGGAAGUGAAAAGGUCAGUAAAACUGGAGCGGAGGGCGCUGUGUUGGAUGAAGCCAAAAACAUCAAUAAAUCUCUGUCAUCUCUGGGUAACGUCAUCUCCGCUCUUGCUGAGGGUUCGACGUAUGUCCCCUACAGAGACAGUAAGAUGACAAGGAUUCUACAGGAUUCGCUAGGAGGAAAUUGUAGGACCACUAUUGUUAUCUGCUGCUCUCCUUCCUCAUUCAAUGAAGCUGAGACCAAAACCACACUCAUGUUUGGACAGAGAGCAAAGACCAUUAAGAACACAGUGACUGUAAAUGUGGAGCUGACAGCAGAGCAAUGGAAGAAGAAAUAUGAAAAGGAAAAAGAGAAGAACAAGACCCUGAGGAACACCAUCACCUGGCUGGAGAACGAGCUCAAUCGCUGGAGGAACGGUGAGAGCGUGCCUGCUGAAGAACAGUACGAUAAAGAGAAAGCAAACGCAGAAGUUCUAGCCUUGGAUAAUGUGGUGAAUAACGAUAAAUUUGCACCGUCUCCCAGCAUCCCCGGCUUAAAAUUGACUGACGCUGAGCGUGAGAAAUGUGAGGCUGAACUGGCCAAACUCUACAAACAGCUGGACGACAAGGAUGAUGAGAUAAAUCAGCAGUCUCAGCUGGCUGAGAAACUCAAGCAGCAAAUGUUGGAUCAGGAGGAGCUCCUUGCCUCAUCACGACGGGACCAUGAUAACCUGCAGGCGGAGCUCACCCGUUUGCAGAUGGAGAAUGAUGCUUCUAAAGAGGAGGUGAAGGAGGUCCUGCAGGCGCUUGAGGAGCUCGCAGUCAACUAUGAUCAGAAGAGUCAAGAAGUGGAGGAUAAGACCAAGGAGUUUGAGGCCUUGAGUGAAGAGCUGAAUCAAAAAUCUAGCAUUCUUGCGUCUAUCGACUCUGAGCUGCAGAAGCUAAAGGAAAUGACCAACCAUCAGAAGAAGAGAGUGACUGAGAUGAUGUCAUCAUUACUCAAAGAUCUGGCAGAGAUUGGCAUUGCCGUAGGCAGCAAUGACAUCAAGCAGCAUGAGGGUGGAGGUCUUAUUGAUGAAGAGUUCACAGUGGCUCGUCUCUACAUCAGUAAGAUGAAGUCAGAGGUGAAGACUCUCGUGAAGCGUAGCAAACAGCUGGAGAGCGCACAGACCGAGGGCAACAAAAAGAUGGACGAGAAUGAGAGAGAACUUGCUGCCUGCCAGCUGCAGAUCUCUCAGUAUGAAGCAAAGAUCAAGUCUCUGACAGAGUAUCUACAGAACGUAGAGCAAAAGAAGAGACAGCUGGAGGAGAACGUGGACUCUCUUAAUGAGGAGCUGGUCAAACUCAGUGCUCAGGAGAAAGUUCAUGCCAUGGAGAAGGAGAGUGAGAUACAAACUACUAAUGAAGUCAAGGCCGCGGUCGAGCAGCAGAUCCAGAACCACAGAGAAGCUCAUCAGAAACAGCUGAGCAGCCUGAGAGAUGAACUGGAGACCAAGGAAAGACUCAUCACUGAACUACAGGAUUUAAAUCAAAAGAUCAUGCUUGAGCAGGAACGUUUGAAGGUGGAGCACGAGAAGCUCAAAUCCACCGACCAGGAGAAGAGCCGCAAGCUACAUGACCUCACGGUGAUGCAGGACAGAAGAGAGCAGGCCAGGCAGGAUCUCAAAGGUCUGGAGGAGACAGUGGCCAAAGAGCUGCAGACUCUUCAUAACCUAAGAAAACUCUUUGUUCAAGAUCUGGCCACACGGGUCAAGAAGAGCGCUGAGAUGGACUCUGAUGACACGGGUGGCAGCGCGGCCCAAAAGCAGAAGAUCUCCUUCCUUGAGAACAACCUGGAACAGCUCACUAAAGUCCAUAAGCAGCUGGUGCGCGAUAACGCAGACCUGCGCUGUGAGCUGCCGAAGCUGGAGAAGCGCCUACGGGCGACUGCGGAGCGCGUGAAGGCUUUGGAGUCUGCACUCAAAGAGGCCAAAGAGAACGCGGCUCGUGAUCGCAAACGCUAUCAGCAGGAAGUGGACCGCAUCAAAGAGGCUGUCAGAGCCAAGAAUAUGGCCCGCAGAGGACACUCGGCACAGAUCGCCAAGCCAAUCAGACCAGGCCAGCCCCCUGUCGCCUCUCCCACCCACCCCAAUGUCAACCGCCCUGGGGCAGGACUUUUCCAAAACAACCAAUCAGUGGGCAUCCGUGGAGGCGGAGUCAAGCAGUAAAAUAACUGUUGAAUGCUGAAUUUAACCCCAGUAGCUGAAGCCUUUAUCACCCUAAAAGCUGAGCAGGCAUUCCACAGCACGAGAUGGUUUAACAUAUGAAAAUGAAUAUAAGUAUAUAUGUGUAUGAAAAUACUGAAAUACUAUCCCCGUCUGGGCUGUACAGUUCAUUCUUAUCUCUUGUAUCUUCCCUUUGAAAAACUCUAAAAACAAACAAAAAAACAGGCUUUUUGCACCAGUGGACACGUGUGUAACUAACGUGUAACUCUUCACUCCUGCACAGUAGGUUUCUGUUCACAUACAGCUCUCCACGUUCCUCACUGUGCCAAGUUGAAUGUAUUACAAAUUUACUCAAGAAAAUAGGCAGAAAUGAAUGAAUAUGGUCAAAUGUAAAAAAAAGAUGAAUUCUAGCUUUUAGCCUUAUUUAUGUGUUUAAAUUUUAGAGAGAUGGCUUGUUCUGUCGUUUCUAUUCAACAUUUCACCUAAAUAAGUUAAACACUACAAUUGAACUGUACAUAAGAAAAAAUGCAUUGUUUGUAAGAACACACAGGAGAAAUAAAUGCCGAGCUGGUGAUAGGGUUGUGUGAUGACAGCUAAACAGAUGUAGUAAAAGAGAGCGAAAUGGCUGUUUAAUGUAGAUACUCCUACGCGUUGUACGAACACAAUUAUCAUUGAUGUGUAUAUUACAGCCUGAUGUGUUAGAUGAGACUACAUUAGGUGUAAAGAACUGUUAUACUAAUCUAAUGCCAUCUUUUUAUUUUAACGUUCGCAUCAGUUCUCAUAGAUUACAAAGUUUGUCGUAUUGCUAUAGCUGCUAUGUGGGUUUAAGAAAUCACUUCUUUUAUGGAUUCUUAAUAAUCAUGUGGAUUUGUAGAUCUACCUAAAAUAUGCUCAGAGGGGAUUGACUUUAUUUAGAAACGGCAAUGUUUUCACUAAUGGUUUUAGGCAGGGGACCUUGCAGUUAACUUGAAGGAUUAGUUCAAAUUUCAAAUGUCAUUAUUUAUUCACUUUAAUGUCGUUCCUGAACCGUAUGACUGACUUUUAUCCUAGGAGCCCCAUAAAGAAAUGCUUCUGAAGUGAUUUGAUAUCUUUACGCGAAAUUUAGGUCACUAUUUGCAGCCAAAGUCACCAUUGUUGAAUCCUAUUUGGACACUCAAUUCAAACAACAGACUAUAAUAAAGAUGGAUGACGUGUUUCCAAAGACUUCCAUUGUAGAAAGAUGAAGUCAAAAUAUGUCAUUUGGAGCCAGUAGUGAUCUUCGAUAUCAAGGUCCCACCUAUAUUCCUGUUUGACUCAAUCACAGGCGCACAAAGCAUGUCAUCACACCCCUUUUUAAUAGCAUCUUAUAAUUAAACAUGCGAACACUUAAAGGUACAUCAGCGUGAUAUGAAAUGACUAAAAUAACAGAAUCCAUCUUUAGGAAAAAUGUAUUUGAAGUUUAAAUUCAUUUUUAAGUCACAUGGAAAGGGGCGGGGCUUUUUACCUAGACUGCAGCCAGCCACCAGGGGGCGAUCAAAAAUGUUUUGGCUUCACUUUUUCAGGACCUGAUUCAAACAAGUUGUGGGUAGAACGGAUACAGCUACAGUCAAAAUCUUGUGAAAUCUUGCUGGAUGAGCGCUGUUGUCAUCUUAAUUCUAACCCUUAACCCAACAUUUCAACAGAUGUAAACCGUAGCUGUAUCCUAUCUAGCCUAAAACUGCUGUUUUCAUCCUAAUACUACCCUCAAACCUAACCCUAAACCUGAUUCAAACAGGUUGUGGCUAGAAGGGGUACAGCUACGACCAAAGUGAAAUCUUUCUGGAUGUGCGCUGUUGUCAUCUUAAUCCUAAACCCAACAUUUCAAUUGAUGUAAACCGUACCCGUAUCCUAUCUAGCCUAAAUCUGUGUUUUUAAUCCCAGUCCUACCCCCAAACCUAACCUUAAACCCUUAUUCAAACAGGUUGUUGCUAGAAGAGAUACAGCUGCGAACAAAAUCUUGUGAAAUCUUGCUUGAUGAGCACUGUUGUCAUCUUAAUCCUAACCCUUAACCCAACAUUUCAACAGAUGUAAACCGUAGCUGUAUUCCAUCUAGCCUAAAACCGCUGUUUUUCAUCCUAAUCUUACCCUCAAACCUAACCCUAAACCUGAUUCAAACAGGUUGUGGCUAGAAGGGGUACAGCUACGACCAAAGUGAAAUCUUGCUGGAUGAGCGCUGUUGUCAUCUUAAUCCCAACCCUAAACCCAACAUUUCAAUUGAUGUAAACCGUAGCUGUAUCCCAUCUAGCCUUAACCGCUGUUUUUCAUCCUAACCAUAACCCUGAUUCAAACAGGUUGUGGCUAGAAGGGGUACAGCUACGACCAAAGUGAAAUCUUUCUGGAUGUGCGCUGUUGUCAUCUUAAUCCUAAACCCAACAUUUCAAUUGAUGUAAACCGUACCCGUAUCCUAUCUAGCCUAAAUCUGUGUUUUUAAUCCCAGUCCUACCCCCAAACCUAACCUUAAACCCUUAUUCAAACAGGUUGUUGCUAGAAGAGAUACAGCUGCGAACAAAAUCUUGUGAAAUCUUGCUUGAUGAGCACUGUUGUCAUCUUAAUCCUAACCCUUAACCCAACAUUUCAACAGAUGUAAACCGUAGCUGUAUUCCAUCUAGCCUAAAACCGCUGUUUUUCAUCCUAAUCUUACCCUCAAACCUAACCCUAAACCUGAUUCAAACAGGUUGUGGCUAGAAGGGGUACAGCUACGACCAAAGUGAAAUCUUGCUGGAUGAGCGCUGUUGUCAUCUUAAUCCCAACCCUAAACCCAACAUUUCAAUUGAUGUAAACCGUAGCUGUAUCCCAUCUAGCCUUAACCGCUGUUUUUCAUCCUAACCAUAACCCUGAUUCAAACAGGUUGUGGCUAGAAGGGAUACAGCUAUGGCCAAAGUGAAAUCUCUCUGGAUAAACGCUGUUGUCAAAUGAAUCCUGAUCCUAAACCCAACAUUUCAAUAGAUGUAAACCGUUGCCGUAUCCUAUCUAGCCUGAACUGCUGGUUUUCAUCCUAAUCCUAACCCUAACCCUAAACCCUGAUUCAAACAUAUUGUGGCUAGAAGGGAUACAGCUACGGCCUAAGUGAAGUCUUGCCGGAUGAGCGCUGUUGUCAUCUUAAUCCUAACCCUAAAUCCAACAUUUCAAUAGAUGUAAAAUGUUGCAGUAUCCUAUCUAGCUAAAACUGCUGUUUUUCAUCCUACCCCCAAACCUAAACCCAACAUCUCAAAAGAUUUGGCUGUAGCUGUAUACCCUCUAGGCACAACUCUUCAAACAGGCACAUUCCCAAACCCAUUGAAAAAGACCACUCUGGACAUUCUGCAAGAUAUCUUCCAAAAAUAAAGACAGUCAUACGGGUUUAGAUAUACAUGAGGGUAAAUUAAAUGGAUGUUUGAUUGUGGAAGCGAUCGUGUGUCAGAGCGGUGUAGAAAUUUUGUUACUGGUUGUAGGUUUAGCAUUAUUUAGUUUUGCUGGGAGUGAGGUUUGUGCAAUGGUCAGCCAGCCAUUGAAGUCACUAUAUACCUCCGCUUCUGCAUUUACACUGUAUAUGAUUUUAGUUGGCUCUUUGGUGCAGUGUAGUCUAGCAGGGUCCAUCAUUUAAAGUUCUGAUUUUUGAGAAUGCUGAUCGAUUUGAAAAGGUGCAAACAACCUGGGGUUGCCUCGUGUUUGCUUUUAGACCUACUGAUUGGUUCUCCAUUCUCACGGUUCUAGCGCUUUCCAUUCAAUACAACAUUACUGCCUUGGGUAGUGUUUAGGGGCGGGGCCUAUUUAACAAUGGGUGGGGUUUAUUUUAUCCAUUUUAGGUCAUGUUUUCAUUUUAAUGUACUAGGUAAUAUUGUUUUAUUUAUUUCUGUUUUUAUAGACUAGAUAUUUUGCUUUUAAUUUGUUUUGUUUUCUUGUGUGUUUUUUUUAUAAGUCUGCAAUGUCAUUUUCUUACGAAAGUAUGUGUAGAUUCCAAUGUACUUUUUCUUUUCAAUGUAAAUUGGAUCCAAAUCCUACUAGGUGUCCUGUGUAAAUUACUGUAGUAGCAGAGGGGAUAUCGAGGAUGGAGUUUUAAGACCUUUUGUGUGCAAUAUGAAUCUGGUAUAGUUCAAGUUUCGCAGUACUGAAGAUAAAGUCAUUGAAACCACACUCGGCAGUCCUUCAAUUUUAUAUUUGUUUGAUGCUCGUGUGUUUAGCAGUUGUGUCGUCGCAAAACUUAAUCUUUUAAAAGCACUUUACAAUGUACCAUCUCUAUUGAAAACCGCACUUGAAAAUUUGCAUCUCAAACAUUAAAUUUAUCAAAUUGCAUUUUAUAAUUAUUAUCACUGAAGAACUACGUCUUAUGUUUUGAAGAAUGUUGUUUUUUUUUCGUUGUUUUUUUGCCUUGAAUCUGCAUUAUUUUUUAACAGUUGCUGAGAAACACUCCAUUUAAAUGGCUCUAAUGAAAAGACUUGAUGGUUAAAGGAUGGUCAAAUGUGUACAGUUGGUUCUUCGAAGUGUGUAGACUGAAUUGCUGUGUGUAUAUUUCCUUCGGUUGCUUACUCUAUAGGUUUUCACCCCUUGACAUGAAAUGCAAAUAAAGUAUAGGGUAAACACA